AUGCUCGACAGACUGUCGUCAGCUCCGUAUCCUGGCGUCCAGCUCGACACUCGCCGUCCAGCUCGAGGUCAGAUCAAUUCUAGUCAGGAAGUUACUCGUCGAUCGGCUAAGUUCCAAACAUCAAUUUGGACCUAUGAAUAUAUACAGUCGUUAAGUAGUGAAUAUAAGGAAGUAAUGUACAAAGAACAAUGCUUAAUGCUAAGAGAAAAAGUAAGGAUGAUGUUUAAGAAGAUGGAAAGUGAGAUUCAUCAACUUGAAUUUAUUGAUGUAUUGCAAAGGCUUGGAGUGGCAUAUCAAUUUCCUAGUGAAAUAAGGAAUAUAUUGGACAACAUUUACAACACACAAACAUCCAAGUUGAAAAAUAACUUAUAUGCCACGUCACUCAAAUUCAGACUCCUAACGCAACAUGGUUAUACUAUAUCUACAGAUGUUUUUGUUUGUUUCCAAGAUAAAAGAGGAAAUUUUGAGAAAUGUCAUUCAUUAUAUGUUGAGGGAAUGUUAGCACUAUAUGAAUCAUCAUUUCAUUCAUUUGAAGAUGAAAUUAUUUUGAAUGAAGCAAUAAAGUUCACUUCAAAAUGUCUCAAAGAGUAUAUGUUGAAAGAUAAUAGAGAUGCCUACAUAUCAAAUCUAAUAAAUCAUACUUUGGAACUUCCUUUACAUUGGAGAAUUCCUCGAUGGGAAACUCAGUGGUUCAUUAAUGUAUAUGAAAGUAAGCAAAAUAUGAAUCCGAUUUUACUACAAUUUGCUAAAAUGGAUUUCAACGUUGUUCAAAGCAUUUAUCAAGAAGAUCUUAAGCAAUCAUCAAGGUAA
Messenger RNA from Vicia faba (fava bean), 810 nucleotides. The record is from the annotation of a GenBank genome assembly. NCBI's taxonomy places the organism in Eukaryota, Viridiplantae, Streptophyta, Magnoliopsida, Fabales, Fabaceae.